AUGAAGGUAAAAAGAAUUGCAGUGAUUGGUGCUGGGGUUAGUGGACUAGGCGCCAUUAAGAGCUGUUUGGAGGAGGGACUAGAGCCUACAUGCUUUGAAAAGGGCAGUGACAUCGGAGGACUGUGGAAAUACGAGGAGACAUCAGAAAGUGGAAGGCCUGGGAUAUACAAAUCUUUGACCUGUAAUACAUCCAAGGAGAUGACAGCCUUCAGCGACUACCCCUGUCCUGACCAUUACCCCAACUACCUGCACAACUCCAAAAUGAUGGAGUAUCUCAGGAUGUACGCCAGGCACUUCGGGCUCAUGAAACACAUCCAGUUCCGGACAAAGGUGUGCAGCGUCAGGAAAUGCCUGGAUUUUUCAUCCUCUGGUCAGUGGGACGUUGUGGUGGAGGCCGAUGGGGUGCAGAAAACCUAUAUCUUUGAUGCGAUAAUGGUCUGCAGUGGUCACUACUCUGAGAAGCAUUUUCCCUUACAGGAUUUUGCAGGAAUCAGCAAGUUCCGAGGCCGCUGUCUUCACAGCUGGGAGUACAAGCACCCAUGCAACUUUGUGGGGAAGAGAGUGGUGGUGAUCGGCAUUGGGAAUUCUGGAGUGGAUGUGGCAGGCGAGAUCAGCCGUGUCGCGGAGCAGGUUUUCCUCAGCACAAGGCGAGGGGCGUGGAUAUUGAAGCGGGUUUGGGAUCAUGGGGAACCCAUGGACGCCACCCUCUUCACCCGUUAUAACAGAGCUGUCGGGAAGCUCUGCCCCACACUCCUGCUCAACAGAAAGAUGGAGAAAAAGUUAAACAUGAUGUUUAACCACGCCAAUUAUGGACUGCUGCCAGAGCACAGAAUUUUUGAUGACCGAACGGUUCUCAGUGAUGACCUGCCAAGUCUCAUCAUUACUGGAAAAGUGAUGAUAAAACCAAAUGUGAAAGAGUUCACCUCAACAUCGGCCAUCUUUGAGGAUGGAACUGAGGAGAAAGUAGAUGUCGUCAUCUUUGCCACAGGCUACACAUUGUCAUUCCCUUUCUUGAAUGAUGACCCAGCAAUCCUGGACAGCGAGUACUCCAUGUUCAAGUUUGUCUUCCCUCCAGGGCUAGAUAAGCCAACUCUAGCCUUCAUUGGCAUCCUCCAGCCAAUGGGGGCCAUCAUCCCCACGUCAGAGAUCCAGAGCCGAUGGGCUGUGCGUGUGUUCACAGGACUAAAGAAGUUGCCCUCGGAGAAAGAAAUGAUGGCUGACAUCAACAGAAGAAAACAAAAAAUGGCAAUGGACACUAUGAAAAGACUCCAAGACACUCGCCGAGUCAAGUUCAUCGACUACAUGGAUGAAAUUGCUUCCGAGUUAGGUGUCAAGCCCAACCUGCUAUCGCUCCUCCUCUGGGAUACAAAGCUGGCCAAGGAGAUUUUCUGGGGACCCUGCACCCCAUACCAGUACCGCUUACAGGGGCCAGGGAAAUGGGCGGGGGCUCGGGCAGCCAUCCUCACUCAGAGAGACCGGAUCCUCAAGCCCCUGAGAACCCGGGCGCCCAAACACUCUCAGGCCUCCCUCUUUCACCUGUCCUGGAUGAAAAGUAUCUGUGUUGUUAUGUUUUUCUUUAUUUCCAUGUUAGGGAUCAUGCAUAUCGCCAGUCGCUAA
Psammomys obesus (fat sand rat) is the source of this 1617-nucleotide messenger RNA. RefSeq names its product flavin-containing monooxygenase 5-like. Lineage: Eukaryota; Metazoa; Chordata; Mammalia; Rodentia; Muridae. The transcript has 8 exons. The coding region runs from base 1 to 1617 and encodes 538 amino acids. Gene Ontology annotation, molecular function: flavin adenine dinucleotide binding; N,N-dimethylaniline monooxygenase activity; NADP binding. The record is from RefSeq and is a predicted model, not a curated record.